This is a messenger RNA of Penicillium riverlandense, 1107 nucleotides long. RefSeq lists its product as uncharacterized. The transcript has a single exon. Lineage: Eukaryota; Fungi; Ascomycota; Eurotiomycetes; Eurotiales; Aspergillaceae. The coding region runs from base 1 to 1107 and encodes 368 amino acids. Gene Ontology annotation, cellular component: site of double-strand break. The record is from RefSeq and is a predicted model, not a curated record.
AUGACAGACGUCCACCCGUCUGGGGGCCGCCUCGCCUUUGACAGCAAACUCACCGAGCAACUCCAACAACCCUCGCGCUCGCCCAAGUCGCGCUCUCUAUCCGACGCUUCCAAGCCAACGACCUCAUCCCAACCCUCCACCGGUGAUCUCAGUCGCCCACCCAGCAAGGAUGACAGUGUGAUCCCCUCUUUACCCUCCACUCCCCGGCGUUCCUCUCUUCACCAACCCAGCCUGUCCCUCAACCUCCCCUCCAAGACCGCCUCUCCAUCCGUCCCCAACCGCGCACCGCCGCUCUCUCCCCAACUCGACUCCUCCCACACAUAUGGCUCACCAAGCUCCGUGCUUCCGCGACGCUCACGCGGCCUGGACUUUUCGCGCGCAUGCACGAAUCUCCACCACUCGACUCUAGCUGAAUCAUCCCCCGAUUCGUCGCCCACCAUCGGUGGCCGGGGUAUGACCAUUCCUCAGCGCCGCGGCUCUCUGGGCUCCACCUCAGUGCCACCGUUUACAACCUCUGGUCCCACAGACCGCACGGCGAUCUCGGGCUCUGUGUCCAGCGUCAACAUGAUGGAAUCUGACACCAGUACGAGCGAGGAAGACGAUGAUCCCAUGAUGGGUGAUCGAGAUGAUAUCAUGCUCAAUACACCGCAGGCGGUAAGAAUGGGCAGUGGACCAAGUCCCUUUGCAACGGGCAACAUCCAAAGCCCCGGCAACGACUGGAUGGCUGGAUGCCACCAGGCGACAGCGAGCCUCAUGAGCUUUCAGCGGGCGCGGUUCCGCAACACCAAAGGACGAAGCCGACACAGCUCGAGUAGCGCAAGCGGCAACAGCUCCAAACCCAGUCCUGGACCUCAGUCUCCUCCCGUCAUGAAGAGCGUGGAGAAUCCCACAGGGGGCUAUUUCGCCCCGCGACAGACCGGGCAUGCGCGACGAGAGAGUCUCAGCCUGAGCACGCGCGACUUGCGUCUGUCAGAUCUGAGUGAUGACGGUGAAAGCCGCGCUCGUGGCGGGAGUCCCACUGCCGCGACGCAUACGGAAGGCGGACCUUUGGGUGUGAUCCGCCGUGCGGUUACUAGACGCGGAAGUUUACUGGUGAGUGCUAUCUGA